AUGGCGCUACUCAAUUAUCCUGUUCCAGAGCUGGAUGUUACCCUACAGGAAGCAAGCCGGGUUCUCCAGCUUACUCUCAGGCCUGAGCUGUACCCACACUAUAAAAACGCCCUCCUUCAGCAGAGAGACGCUCUCCAGGACACCCAGAGUCGGCUGGUGGCAGCUGCCGCUGGCUGUGAGAACUGGGUGACGGAGCAGUUUAAAAAGAGGCUGCUGUCCUGUCCUGAUCCUCUGCCCACCUCUACAGCCAUCCCCUCUGUGCUGCCCUCAUCCAAAGCACAGACGCCAUGUGUCCAGCUGGACAGGGCUGCCUCUCUGCUGUGGGCUGCAGCCAAGCUGUACAGUGAACCUUGGCUGGUGGAAGGGGAUCAGCCCUUAGAGCGCACACAGCAGUCAGAGGUGUUUGCCACCAGUCGCCUGCCAGGAAAGACCCAGGACCAGCUCAGGGUUUAUCCCAAGAGUCUCCAUGUCAUCGUGACCUGUCGAGGAGGUGUAUUUCCAGUGCAAAUUUUGCAGUGGUCCAAUUCAGGGAAUUCCCUGUCUCCACUGCCACUGCUUGAUGUCUACAGCCAGUUAACGCACGUGAUGAGCCAGCCAGACGCAGGUAGCGAUCAGAACCCCUCCACCAUCUGCGGUCUGUCUGCCUUGCAGCGGCAGACCUGGCAUGCGGUGAGGGAGGAGAUUCUGCGGACGGGUGGAGAGGCAGCUGCAUCUCUUGAGAUUAUGGAGAGUGCUGUGCUGGCCCUUUCUUUGGAAGACUGCUGUGCCCCACCUGACAUGGCAGAAACCCUAAACUCCAUCAGGCUUGGAGGGCAUGGAGGCCUCCUUCUGAGAUACUAUGACAAGGUGGUGAACUUGGUAGUGUUCAAAGACAGUACAGCAGGCAUGGUUUUUGAACAUAGCGCUGUUGAUGGGAUGGUGGCUGGUUUGGUAGCUGAAAGUGUGUGGUACCUCUCUGAAUCCCAAAUCACUGAGCUUUCCCACAACCAAGCAGUCACCAAUGGCUCACCCAUGCUUUCUGUUGGUGGUUCCUCAGAACCUAAACCUCUUAUAUUCCCCCUGGAGAAUGCACCUAAACCUGGUCAUCUGGAUCUUAAUAGCUCUUCCCAAGCACAACAUCCCAUAGUAACCUUUGAGAUUUCAUCCUAUCCCGAUGUCUUCACUACCCUGAGGAGUCACAGGGGUUUAUUUGAUGCUUGGAUCAAUUUCUCUUUACAGCUCUCCCUAAAACAGACCCUUGGUGAGUCAGCUGAAAGUCUUAUCCUUGUCACCCCCACACACAUGCGCCACUACAAGCACGGCCGCUGUGACCCAACCUACUCACUCACCAUGCAGUCUCGUCAGCUGGUCGCAGCUCUGGCCUCCUGCGUUGGACCAGACAAUGAUCCUCGCUACACACAGGAGAUCUUUCAGUUAUUCCAUGUUGCUUUUCUGGAGCACAAAAAUCUCAUCAAAGCCACAAAGUGUGGUCAUGGUGUGGGUCCUCACCUGGCAGCUUUACGCAGGUCUUUGGCCCAAAAAAAUCCACUCAAGAAAUUUCUAGAUCCUUUUGGAUGCCCCUCGGUCUACCUCACAGGAAAAGACCUAAUGGAGGGUGUGGAGUGUGCUGUGGGUAAUGUUUAUGCCACUGAUCAGCUGGCUGUCACAUACCUCGGCAGAAAAGACCGUGUUCGCAUGGUACUGAAUGCUAAAGGUAGCUUUACCAAUGUCUUAGGAAAACUCAAGGACAGUUUGGAAGCCAAUCUGAAGCUGGUGAUGCUCCUAGCUGUCAGGUAUGCAAUUGCUGGGCAAAUGGGAGCCAUUGAAUGUCUCUUACGGGAAAGGGAGGGGGGGAGAAGAAAUGACUGUGCACAGAAAGACAUUUGCAAAAGUUUGGGUUCAAAGGGGCAGAACAAAGCCAUUGCAACAGGACUCCCUGUCACCAAUCCCUCCCCUGUAAUGAAACCAGAUUUUACUCUAGUGAUCCAUGGUGGGGCAGGGGAGGAAGUUAUGCUGAAUCAGAAAGUGAUUGGAGUAAUUGAAUUUGCCCUGCAGACAGCAUUGAGCCUUGGCACGGAAGUGUUAGCUCGUGGUGGAAGCAGCGUGGACGCUGUGCAAAGGUGUGUGACUGCUCUUGAGGACUGCUUCUUAUUUAAUGCUGGAAAGGGCUCUGUGUUUAACAGAGAAGGUAAACAUGAAAUGGAAGCCACCAUUGUGGAUGGUGGUGGGAGGAAGUCUGGAUCAGUGGCAUGUCUGAAAAGUGUAAAAAAUCCGGUAAAAGCAGCACGUCAGGUAAUGGAGAUGAGUGUUCAUUCACUGUUAGUUGGUGAUGGAGCUGAAGAGUUUUUGCAGGGACUUCAAGACAAAGAGAAAUCAGUGAAGGCAGAGUAUUUCCAAACUGAUGUUCGACAGAAGGAGCUGGCUCAACAGCUAAGUGGUGGCAAGUCCUCCAGAAACAACCACCCUCAAACCGUAGGAGCAGUGGCUCUUGAUCGCUGGGGCAGGUUAUCUGCUGCAACAUCCACUGGUGGAUUAGUGGGCAAGUGGAAAGGUCGAGUUGGUGACACAGCAAUUGUGGGAGCAGGAAUAUAUGCUGAUGACAAGUUGGCUGUGACUUGUUCUGGUGAUGGAGAUGUUUUCCUUCAGCAAACAGUUGCUCACAAAGUGGCUAGUCUGUACAAUCUCAAAGGCUACGACCUAAGACACGCUUGUAAAGAGGUCAUUUAUGAAAGUUUAAAGGGGUGUUGUGCAGGAAUUAUCGCUGUGGACCACAGAGGUGAGGCAGUGAUUGAAACCAAUGCUGGAGUGAUGUUUGUUGGCUCUGUUAUCGACGGUGUUAAACGAGCUGAAGUUUUCAGACCCAUGACGACCUUCUCAAAUGUGAUUUGGGAAUCUAGUGAGCUCGUGGCAUACUUACAUCCCGACCCUUGGACCCCAGGCACCACGAUUCUUACCAGAAAGGCCUUGAGUGGACCAUGCAGCCUCUUUCAGUUAGAAUUGCCUGACUUUAUCACAAUGCUGCUGGGGGCACGGACUGUAGCACAUCUGCUUUGUGAACGACUUGGGGUGUUACGGUGUGCCCUUGUUUUCAUGCCACAUCUGACCAAGCCUGUCCACAUCAAAAUCUUACCUCUUCAUGGACUGGAACCCAACUGGAAACCUCAUCUGGCAGAGGAGGAGGAAUUCAAUAAUUAUGAUCCCGGGUACUGCAGUUCCAAGAGCGGCCCACGCUGGGAGGACCCUGAGCUUGAUCAGAUCCAGGCCAAAAUCCGGGCCCAUCUCCCAACACCCAAUGCACCAUCUUCCUUUGAUUUUUAUGGAGAACCUACCCACGAUGGUCUUUUUUCACGCAUCAUCCGAGGAGAGGAGCGACAGUGGCGAGUUUGGGAGGAUAAUGAACAUGUCGCCUUCCUCACACCCUUUCCAAACACACCUGGUGUCACAGUCCUGGUACCACGAAGACCUCUGCCAAGUGACAUCUUCAGUUUAGAAGAGAAAGACUACACAGCUUUAAUGUUAGCAACUCGAAAGGUCGCUCAGCUCCUGCAGGAAGGAAUGGAAGCACGAGGGGUAGCUCUCAUAUUUGAGGGUUUUGAAAUUGACCACGCCCACGUCAAAUUGAUUCCUAUUGUCCCUCCACCAGGUGGAAAGCUUCCCACUGUACGUCCUCAUUUUUGUGCAACCUAUGCUGGGUAUGUUACAUCCGCUGACGGUCCCCCAGCUAGUCCAGAGGCUCUGAAAGAGAUCCACACUCAGGUCACACGGAGUUUCCCCCCUCGCUCCUGGGAGGACCCUCAAAGCCAUUCCACUGUAGCUAUAAAGAGUCAGUGGUACCGCAAUCUCUUCCAGAUCCAAAAUACUCUCUUCCACUGUACAGUCGAGUAUUUCAACAAUGUGUGUCAUUAUGCAUAUGCCCUCACCCCUAUCACCACCGACACCAUCUCUUCUCCGAUAGGCUUGGGGUCAGAUUCAGAGCCUGUGUAUGUUAACAUGCUAGGACAAGAUGUGUAUUUGGCUGACUCAAUGCAAUUUGUUCUUGAGUACUUCUUGCGAUUCCAAGAGGGUCUACCAGGAGCCUAUUAUGUAUCACCUAGUUUCAGGGGAGAGGACCCUGAUGCCACACAUUUGAACCAGUUCUACCAUGUUGAAUGUGAGCUUCUUGGAGACAUGGACAAAGCCAUACAUGCAGCUGAAGGUUAUGUGGCUCACAUGACCCGCACAAUGCUGAAGAAACACUCCAACAUUAUAUUAAGUGCAGCUGGGUCUCUGUCUCAUGCUCAGGAUCUACUCAGGAGAUUAGAGGGACCAACACCACUUCCAAGAGUGACUCUGGAGCAGGCAAUUCCCAUGAUGCCCUCCUCAGACUGCCUUGAGUGGGUGCAGGAUGGCCAGCCACAAUUUGGCAGAAAAUUAACACGCAAAGGUGAGCAAAUCUUGAUUGAAAAGUAUGGAGGCGCCGUUUGGCUGACGGAAAUGGAUCACCUUGGUGUCCCAUUCUACCAGGCAUAUGUGGAGGGUUCAGGGAGGUGCAAAGCCAAGGCUGCAGACCUACUCCUGGGCUUAGGAGAAACUGUGGGGCUGGGGGAGCGACACUCCACACCUGAGAUGGUGCAAGAGGCCUUGAGACACCAUGCAGUGCCAGAGGAAUCUUAUGAAUGGUACAUAAACAUGCGGCAGGUCUUGCCCCUGAUCACCAGUGGGUGGGGCAUGGGCACUGAGCGAUAUUUGUGCUGGCUCCUGAAGCACAAUGAUGUCAGAGAUAUACAAAUCAUCCCACGAAUGAAGGCCAAAAAAUACAUGCCUUGA
This is a messenger RNA of Chanos chanos (milkfish), 4785 nucleotides long. RefSeq lists its product as uncharacterized. Gene Ontology annotation, cellular component: cytoplasm. Bases 1 to 4785 code for a protein of 1594 amino acids. Gene Ontology annotation, biological process: tRNA aminoacylation for protein translation. Lineage: Eukaryota; Metazoa; Chordata; Actinopteri; Gonorynchiformes; Chanidae. Gene Ontology annotation, molecular function: ATP binding; hydrolase activity; acyltransferase activity. The transcript has 3 exons. The record is from RefSeq and is a predicted model, not a curated record.